AUGGCCGCUGCCGUAAGGAAUAAUGUUUGGGUUGCUCCGGGGCAGGACGCGCAGUUUCUCCACAAAACCGCCGCACCACUGACAUCCGACGGUCUGAGAGGUGAAGAUCGUGGACAAGUGCUCUGCAACACGAGGGAUGCCAUCCCGGGAACUUCCUCCUUUCAUGAUUACAAUUUGGGUAAAUCAGAGAUGGACAGCUACCUGUCACCGCACCCGCAGGACUUAGUAAACUCCAAAAUGUUGUGCAGGGAUGGCCCUCUGAUGCUAGAGCCACCUUUCGCAGAAGACUUCGCCUCUCCUUACAGCGUCAACAUGAGCCUGCUCCUCCCUGACGUCACAUACCUGCACCCUGGCCUCUGCAGGACUGUGAGGCAGAUUAAAACUGAGCCGUCACACUCCCUGAUGCACCCCACCUGCCAGGGCACUGGAGUGCCGCCAACGCUCUCAGGUGUUCUUAGCGCGGCCGACACGGCAGGCGGCAACUUUUUCAUAAAGCAGGAAGUGCCAGAUUUCCAGGACGUUCCCCUGUUUCAGCUUUUGAACUCUGAUUUGGAGCAGCUCGUUCAUGGAUCGCAGCUGAACUCCAUCCCCAUGGCCCCAGGAAGUCUUCCCAACGGGAAUGUCCAAGCAGGCCCAGUGCAGAAACCCGCAAGCAGUCCUCAGAGUGAAUGUUUUCAGUUUAAUCGACACAUAGGCCAUCAGCAGAGACCGACCUACUUGCCACCUUCUCCGCCAAACUCGGAGCCCCCGAGUCCAGACAGGGGGAAGGAGCUCCUUCACAAUCUGUCCCCACCACCCUCCUACGAAGCCAGCAUCGCCUCUAAGUUAACUUUUCAGACCCAUAAUCUCAUUGACCCAGGACAAACUUCCAGUGUAGCUCCAAUCCAAAGUCCAGACCAAAAUUCCAGUGUCGGAUUAGUCCAAAGUCCAGGUGCUGGACCAGUCCAACGUUCAAGCCUGACACCGGUUCAGACUACGCCUGGUGCUGGCCCGCUGUCCCCAGUGUUGGCCCAGUCAGCUCCAGCCAAGUACAAUCGGAGGAAUAAUCCUGAUCUGGAGAGGCGGCGGAUUCACCACUGUGACGUCCCAGGAUGCAAGAAAGUAUACACCAAGUCGUCUCAUUUAAAAGCCCAUCUACGGACCCAUACAGGAGAGAAGCCUUACCAGUGCUCCUGGGAGGGAUGUGAGUGGCGCUUCGCUCGUUCUGAUGAGCUGACUCGCCAUUUCAGGAAACACACCGGGGCAAAGCCUUUCCAGUGUGCAGUAUGUAACCGCUGUUUCUCCCGCUCUGACCACCUGGCCCUGCACAUGAAGAGACACCAGCGCUAGACACACCAUCCUGCAAACAAAGUCAAUCGUUUUAUUCUCCAGUAAACGUGGACAAAGGACUGACACUUACAUAUCAGCAAACAGACAAAUUCAAAACUGUGGAUUAUUCCACCUAGUUCCCAGUGGAAGGUGUUCUUAGCAGCGCUGGCCCACAUGUAAUUGUUUCUUUUAUUGUAAAAAGAUUAUGAUGCCUUAUUUUAUUCCCACGUGUGUGGCCCAGUGUUUGGGGACAUCUCCUGAAGGUGUCAGUCAAAAACCAUUAGCCAAAUGUAACAACGAAAUAAUGUUUAACCUUUUUAAGCCUUUAUUUUCAUUUGGUUUUGCUUUACUGCAAAGUGCAUAAGCAACUUUUCAGGAAAUAUCACUCUUUCAUUUUAAAGGUUUUCAUUGUACAGAUUAUAUCUAUAAUGUGUUACAUGGGCAUUUAUUAAAUUAACUUAAAUAGCAAACUGCCAUAAUGUAAGUGCUGAGGGAGAUCAAGUAUUGUUAUGAAUUGGGAGGUCAAAGGUUGUGUUGAUCUGUACUUAAACGAGUUGUGGAUUUGAUAGAGGACACAGUAGGAAGGUGGGAGGAGUGGAUGAACACUGGGAUGAGUACCGUCAGCAAGCUGGUGAACCACGUGGCGAGAGCAGUGCUUACAGCUUGACUUUAACACUGCCAGAGUCGUUGGAUACUUUUGUCACUGAGGAAGACUUUACUCAAAGCAAAACAAAGUCUGUAUUUAUCUGAAAUGAGAAGAAGACAGUGGUAUGGACUGCAUUGUGAAUGUUCUAUAUCUAUGCCCUUAUAACUUAACAUACAUAUGGACGUUACAGAAAGUGCUUAAUAGUUUUAGUCAGAGAUACAGAGAUUUUUUUUUUUUUUUUUUUACACAAGGUAGUAUAAGAGAAGCGCUCAGACAUAAUUUACGACAGUUUUAUAGUACAUGACAUUUCAGAAGUAGGCCAGAGUUAUUUUCUUUCCCCCAAGAAGCUGUUACGAUAGACAAGCUGACAUUAGUUCAUCUUGGUUUAGUUUUGGUUGCAAAUCAUGUGUCCUGACGUUAGAUAUUUUGUUCUGCUCAUAACAGAAUUACAACAUCAUCAUCACUGAUGAUUUGUCUUCCUAAAAGUGGUUUCAAAGAGACCUGUUUUUUUUGUUUUUUUUUUGAGCACCUGCCAGUCUGAACACCUGAGAAAGCUUUUGGUUUCUUUGACCGCUAUCCAUGCAUUCAAACACCUUUUCAAAGUGCCUUUAACUGCUUUUUUUGGGGGGGAAUGAAUGAAAAACAAAGCUGCACCGUUGGGACAAUAUUCUUUUAUCAGGUACUCUACUCUGCCAAAACAAUUCUAUAUGUUGGCUGCCCCUCCUUCUUUCCAUAAUACAUCAAUUUCUAUUUAUGACCAAAUUUAUUCAUAAUCUGGUUGAACAAAAUUGAUUUUUAAAGUUUCUAUUAUGUGUUAAGAUGUAUAUAUUUUGUGUCUGCUGUUUUAGGAUACAAGUCCGUUUAUUGUUUUUUGGGUGUAGAAAGAUUUAAAACUUUCUUUUAAAUUGCAGAGACUGUUUAUUUUUAUUUCUUGGCAAAGUCUAAGAAGGAUCAAAUUACAGAAUUAUUAUUAUUGUCACAGUCUACACUGUCGUCACUCUCUCCAGCCAAAGUAGCAGCUCAGUGGAGUAUGUGCCAGUGAAUUAUUGCAAUACUUUUAAAAUACAUAUACACACACAAAUAUUUUGACAUGGUUGACACACAUGAAAAGUGUUACAAUAUUUUGUGUCAUAACUUCGUAACAUGAAGAUGUAACCUAAACAGAUCAAAUGUGCUAUGACGCCAUGUGACUCUCAUAAUGCAAAUAAAAGUUUUGUGUUGAAUAUUAUAA
Molecule: messenger RNA, 3185 nt
Organism: Lates calcarifer (barramundi perch)
Lineage: Eukaryota; Metazoa; Chordata; Actinopteri; Centropomidae
Gene: klf5b
Product: Kruppel-like factor 5b
Exons: 4
Coding region: 1-1329 (442 amino acids)
Biological process (GO): regulation of transcription by RNA polymerase II
Molecular function (GO): RNA polymerase II cis-regulatory region sequence-specific DNA binding; DNA-binding transcription factor activity, RNA polymerase II-specific
Source: RefSeq, a predicted model, not a curated record